UGGAAACAGCAGAACCACGGCUAGAAGUAGAGAUGUUCUGCUUGGCAUGGCACAUUUAAAAUCAUACAAAUCAUAAAAGUAAAGCAGUUCAUUAGUUAUCGGUGGAGCAGCAGUACAUUUUCCCCACACAGUUUUACUUUCUGUUGGCUUGUUUUUGUAAAGUGUUCUUUUCAACAUAACUGUGACUUUUAUCAGCAGACCCUGAAGAAACUCAGAGACCCCGUUUGGUGAGUGCAUUUUUAUUUUCUACUUUUAAAGUACUUUUAAAUACAAUUUUUGCACAGUGUAACAUGGACCAUGCACCUUAGAAAUUGUUGCAUACCAGUUCAUAUUUAAAUACCAAUGCACCGCGCUAACUAGGCUAGCUAACCAGUCAAAGCCCGAUGAGAGGUUAAGCUAACAACGAAUGUUUGUGUCGGUCGGGUGUUGUGAUUCAGUCUGCCGCCUAAAGGCCAGUGAUGGUCAGGCAGCUUUGUCAAACAUGCAGUCAAAAAAAUCACCUCUGGAUCAAAUAUCUUUGGAAAAUAGGCUCUCAAAAGACGAGUCUUCAAACAGUCAGAGGCUGUAAGAACAAACAUGAGCACAUGACACACAACGCGUUACAUCAUCUUAUGUACUUCUGCAGACUUCUAAACACUCCUCUUCCGUCCUGAAAAGCCACAACCCAUCCAUCUUCAAACCCAAUCAGGAUAUUUCUAUCAUCUUUAUGUCUGAAUUUAUUCAUGUCUGGGGGGUGCAUAAUGCAAUCAUAUCAAAAGUUUGACCUUCUCCCUUUCUUAAAAAAAUCACCCAAUCCUCUCCUUCCACGACUAUUGGGUUUUCCCUGUUUCAUUUCUGCUUAGCUCAUCUUUCCCUUGAUUUCAACUCACGACUGCCGAGAGAGACUUUGUUGUCUUGUUUGGUUUCAGUUGAGUUGUAGUUUACACAGGAUUGUUCAGUGUGGAUGAACCCAGUUUACACGUCAUAUUUUCAGUUUUGUUCUUGUUUCUACUCGAGUCUGGUUUAAGCAGCCUAGUUUUAACAUUUGUGACCAAGCAUUGUGGGGACGCUGGUUCUGGUUAAAGUAAUAUUUGGGAAACUUCAAUGGGGAAAGCUUAAACUAGUGGGAAAAAAAGGUGAUGAGACCAGAAUGUAAGAUGUAAAUGGGAUAAGAUUAUUAAAACACAUUAGUGAACUAAAAAGGAACAAAGCAAAAAUAAACAGUGAUAUAACCAGAAUUGAAGAUUUAAAUUGUAUGCAAUGAUUUAUAAUGCACUGCAGCAGACUGAAAAGAAACAAAACAAAUUAAUGAUCUUGGACUGGUAGAGUAUGAAGAAGAUUUCUGAUGAGACUUUGGAGGUCUGUGGUCUUAACUACAUUGUUUCAGAGUUCUUCCUGUGCGGUUAUGGUUUAUACAUUUAGUUUUAAGGUAAAAAAUGUUCAUCCACACACACAAACAGAAGAUAGACUUGAUCACUGAUGGAUUUUCUUUUGAUCUUUUUGACAAAUUUUUAAUGACACGUUUAGAACAAAGUGAUUUGGAUGAAAUAUAACAUUAUUUAUGCUUUUGUUCAGUGAAGUUCAUCAUGGAUGAGUAGUUAAUGGGCAGGUUUGGCGUUCGGAGGGUUCAUCUCUAUUUGAUCCCACGAGGUCUGACACGUUUUAACACAACGUGUUUAUGUCACUGGAGGAAGGCAUUUCCUUUCUUUGCUUUCCUGGGGAAACAAGCAGGGGGAUUGAAGGCGGUACCGGUAGAGAUGUGGUAUUUCUGAAGGGAUUCACGCUCUGUUUGCCAACCAAAGGAUUAAAUUUGCUCAAGGCUGCAAAGAAGAACUGAAGUCGAUUUUCUUCUCUCCACUCAUCACUACGGCGACCUGAACCUCACAAGUUCCUUCACAACCAACAGUGAAGUCUGGAAGCUACAACUGCCAAAGGACUGAAUUAAGACCCUGGAAACUUUGUAUAGCAGAUAUACAUCAUCUCAGAUGGCUGCACCCGGUCAGGUGAAAGAGGAGGAAAGGCAGGAGGAAGUGGAAAAACAGCAUGAGGAAGAGGAAGUGGAAGUGGAGGAGGUAAAGGAGAUGGAAGAGGAGGUGGAGGUAAAGGAGGAGGAAGAGGAAGUGGAAAAUGCGAAGGAGAAGGGAAAAAAAGAGGAGGACAAUAUUGAUUCAAAGGGUCGACACUCCCAUCAGUUCAUAGAGAAAUUAGCAAAUAAAGAUGAGAAAAUGUUGUGCAUUUUCCGUGGUCCAUCUCGUUUCCGGAAUACAAUAAAAAAACUAAAAGAAAAACUUACAAGGACUGAGGAGAAGAAGACGAGUGGAACCGGCAGCACCGACAACACUGACGAGAGUUACGGUUGGAUUAAACGGAUGCUGAGUGAGUUCGAUGGCAAUUCCUUUCGGAAGCUGCUGGAGCUGAAGAAGGAGAACUUUGGAAAGAUCCAACUUUCUUUCAGUGAAGUUCACAGAGUCAAGAAGCUGCUCAAACUGGGCAAAUCAGUUUGUAAAGUCAUCGUUAGCGAUGUUUGCCAGGGAACAGGCUUUGUGCUGUUUGACAGGUUGAUCCUGACUAAUGCACAUUUAUUUAAGGAUUGUGUUAAAGAAAAGAAGCUGCAGGAGGAUACAAAAGUUUAUGCCCUGUUUAACUAUGAUGAACCUGAGCCAUUCACUAAUUAUGACACCUUUGCCGCAGAGAAGAUGUUCAUUGACUUAGACUUGGAGCUAGAUUACGCCAUUCUGGAGCUCAACCCUAAGGGCCAAAAACACAACCAAGCAGCAGAAACAGAGGAAGCUGAAGUACCACCAGGGCUCCUGAGUAAAUUUGGUCCUCCACCUGUCAAUGGUGAAGCCUGUCUGAUUGGUCACCCAGCAGGAGCAGUGAAAAAAAUGGAUCCUACAUGUAUCAUUCCAAUAGAGAAGAGAGAGGAGGCUGUGGACAAACAUUUACAUCCCUACAAAAACACACUGUUCAUUGUCCAGUCAAUCAUUGGCGUGAUCCAAAAACAGCACAUUGGAAGCAUAAUUAUGGGAGGAAGCAAAGCAGAUAAAGUCGUGACCUACAACACUUUCAUGUAUCACGGAGCUUCUGGCUCCCCAGUGUUUGAUGUUAAGUGCAGAGUUUUUGGUUUGCACACUGCAGGAUACGCCUAUGGGUUUCCAAAAGAGACAGAGAGUGUGAUUGAGUUUGCACUACCUCUGCUGACUAUAUUUGAGAACUUUGUGAGCAAAGUGAAGAAGAGUGGAAACAAGGAGCUGCUGGAGAGAAUUCAGGAGAAUGCAAUUGGAAACUCACACCUAGAACAGAUCAUUGAGGAACUGAAUGCUGAGGAGAAAAUGGAAACCAACUAGCCAACCAGAUCAGAAGCUCCUCAAUGAAAAUGUCAAACCACAUCUGGCUGAUCAUUUUCUGCUUCAUGAAAUCAUUUUACUCCAAACACCCAAACCAUCUAGUGCAUUAGAGGUGUUUUUU
This is a messenger RNA of Amphiprion ocellaris (clown anemonefish), 3447 nucleotides long. Its product is annotated as serine protease FAM111A-like. Lineage: Eukaryota; Metazoa; Chordata; Actinopteri; Pomacentridae. The record is from RefSeq and is a predicted model, not a curated record. Bases 1965 to 3326 code for a protein of 453 amino acids. The transcript has 5 exons.